GGCCUUAGGCUGAACGCUCACGGGUUAGAAGCCUUCAUUCAUAUCUCAAAUGAAAAUUUUGAUUUGAGAAUGUAAAAUUUUGGGAUCCAUUAUGUGUAACAAUGUUGCUCUUUUGACUUCCACACAAAGGAAAUACAUUGGCAUUUUUACCAACCUGGUGUUUUUCAUCUGUUUCACCUGCUGCACAUAAAAGCACAAAUCUUGCCAAAUACCCAUAAAAAGAAACAGAUAAAACCCAGGAUACAUAGAUGGAAAGAGAGCGAAGAUUGCAUAUUGCAUUGCAAGUGCGUAUUGGGUUAGGAAGAUAGUGUAAGAAAGCAUGAGUUGCUCUUAAUAUAAGCAACACUAGAAUAUGCAUUCUUCAUCUCAAUUGAACCUAAAAAUUUAUUUGUAAUCAAAGAUGAAACAAGCAAACUUCAAGCCCCUGCAGUUUCUGGUGUUCAUGAUGGCAAUUGCAUGCUUUCUGGAGCAAGGUAAAGCCAAGUUCUGUUCUAACAGUCUAAUUUCCUCUCUUGUUCAGCUAAUUCCUUGUAGGCCUGCACUGUCUCCAUUUCACCCGAUUCCCCCAAGUAUUCUCUGUUGCAAUGCCAUCAAAACUUUGGGCCAGUCUUGUCUUUGUGCACUGUUGGAUGCUCCCCCUGUUUCUGGUGUUGAUUACAACCUGGCCAUGUCCCUGCCUCAGAAGUGUGCUACAAAUUUCGACCCAUGUUUCUAGAAGUUGGGAAGAUGGUGGGUGUGUGUGAAGAUGUUGAAUAAAACUGCUUAUGAUGUUUAGAUGUUUAGAUGUUAUGGCUGGAUAUAUGUUUUAAGUAAGAAUAAAUGUUUGUUUCAACUUUGGGAUGAAAAUGACUUUGGUU
Benincasa hispida (wax gourd) is the source of this 857-nucleotide messenger RNA. Its product is annotated as non-specific lipid-transfer protein P5-like. NCBI's taxonomy places the organism in Eukaryota, Viridiplantae, Streptophyta, Magnoliopsida, Cucurbitales, Cucurbitaceae. Gene Ontology annotation, biological process: systemic acquired resistance. The record is from RefSeq and is a predicted model, not a curated record. Gene Ontology annotation, molecular function: fatty acid binding.